ACAUGAAAUAGUGUGAUGAAGUGUAUCGUACUGGAAUGAUUGCCACCGUUACUGGUGUGGCGUACAUUACCGAGAGUGCUGGAGCAAGAUGGCGGCGUAUCUGCAGGAGAUGAUGAACCGUAAGUGACGACUGUGAGCGCUGUAGAGGGCGGAUGCAGACCCUAGUUAGUGAUUUAUGGAGAGGGUAUCGCGCUGCUUUCGCUGGUGCUGGUUUUGCUAUCUAACUGUUGCUGCAUGCUGUUUAAAGAAACCAUUUCGGUCAUCACCAACGACGGCAGGAACAUCAUUGGCGUGCUUAAGGGCUUCGACCAGUGCGUGAACGUGAUCCUAGACGAUAGUUUCGAGCGCGUCUUCUCGCUCAGGGAACCGGUGGAGGCGGUGGAGCUUGGGCUUUACAUCGUGCGUGGCGACAACAUUUCCGUGAUCGGAGGAGUCCCUGAGAACAUUCGAGAGCAAGUAAUCGAUGAUCAGACACGUGCAGCUCCGCUGAAGCCACUAGUUCAUUAAUGCGCAUAGUAAUUUACUCGAUUUUGGCUCUGCAGCGAGCUGAGGUCCAAGGGGAUUCCGAAGGAUGAAUUUGUUUUGUUUUUUU
Molecule: messenger RNA, 592 nt
Organism: Phytophthora nicotianae INRA-310
Lineage: Eukaryota; Oomycota; Peronosporomycetes; Peronosporales; Peronosporaceae
Exons: 3
Coding region: 235-507 (90 amino acids)
Biological process (GO): mRNA splicing, via spliceosome
Cellular component (GO): U6 snRNP; precatalytic spliceosome; U4/U6 x U5 tri-snRNP complex
Molecular function (GO): RNA binding
Source: RefSeq, a predicted model, not a curated record